Arachis duranensis is the source of this 1145-nucleotide messenger RNA. RefSeq lists its product as uncharacterized. The transcript is spliced from 7 exons. Gene Ontology annotation, molecular function: ATP binding; protein kinase activity. NCBI's taxonomy places the organism in Eukaryota, Viridiplantae, Streptophyta, Magnoliopsida, Fabales, Fabaceae. The record is from RefSeq and is a predicted model, not a curated record. Gene Ontology annotation, biological process: protein phosphorylation. Bases 1 to 1020 code for a protein of 339 amino acids.
AUGUCGGAGCUCGAAGGCGGCAACUAUUUUCCGCAUCUCUUGCUCGGUGUCAAUGUCGGUCUUGCCCUUGUUGAAGGAAUCGUUGCUUUCGUGUUUCAAUUUUCAGGGAACAAUGCUGAUCGAUUCCUGCAUUGGAGCACUAGGUUCCAAAUUGUUCUAGGCGUGGAAAGGGGAUUGCAGUACCUUCAUGAGGAUUCACAUCUAAGAAUUGUUCACCGAGACAUCAAAGCAAGCAACAUUCUUCUUGAUCAUAAGUUUCAUCCCAAGAUUGGAGACUUUGGCCUUGCCAGGUUCUUCCCUGAAGACCAAGCUUAUCUUAGCACACAAUUCGCUGGAACAUUCGCCAAAAGGGCUGUUUUCGCCGGAGCCAGAACAUUAUCGAGGACCAAAGCUAAAAGUUGCCAUCAUUGGAGAUGGGCUUUCUGGCAUGUCAACUACAGUGGAACUCUUGGAUCAAGGACACGAGUCCCAGAAAAAUACACAGGUGUUGCAGAAGCUGAUUUUCUGACUUCAAGUGUAGUUCGUGGCGUCCUCAAGAGAAAUUUGGGUAUGCUCGUGAACUAUCUUUCAACAUCCAAUAAGACUUUAUCUUGGGGCUGUUAUUUCCAACAAGGUAUGGAAGUUAAGAUGGAAAUGAAGGUGGAAGAUGCAUAUAAGAAGUUAAUGGAGACAGUGUUGAAUUGGAUACAAGAUACUGUAAAUCUUAACAAGAGUCAAGUUUUCUUUCGUACAUAUACACCCGUGCACUUCAGAAGUGGAGAUUGGAGAAGCGGUGGAAGUUGUCAUUUGGAAACACUGCCAGAGCUUAACAUGUCAUUAGUGCCUAAUGAUAACUGGUCACAAUUCAAAAUAGACAAUUCAUUGCUAUCAUCACACAAAAACAGCACUGAACUUGUCAAGUUAAAAAUAUUGAAUAUAACAGAGAUGACAGCUCAGAGAAAAGAUGGACACUCAUCAAUUUACUAUCUUGGUCCGAAUGGCGGCACGGCGGCACUCCAUCGGCAAGAUUGCAGCCACUAGUGUCUGCAUGGUGUACCUGAUACAUGGAAUGAGCUGCUUUAUGCAAUGUUCAUGAAACAUGAAGGCUUCUCAUAGCAAGGAACUUCAAAGAGUCGUGGAAUUCUUUUUUAUUUGUCUUGGGCAGC